AUGCCCCUGCGAGCAUCGGUCACCUUGCGCUAUGGGCCUUACAGCGCAUUAGGACUGUCCCUGGAGCACCGUGCCUAUCGCCUGGAGGGCCUGCAAGCUGUACUGGAAGAAGAUGGGCACUACGUCACCCUAGAGAAGGUAGAUUACUGGAAUGUGGUAGAACUUGUGGUCAAUGGAGAAGUCGUCUUCCAAUGCAACAUCCAAGACUUGGAAUUUGGAGGUGAUGGUAAACUAGACCCACUGUGUGAAGAGGCCAGGAUCGCCGUGCGCAAAGCCUACUGA
Sorex araneus (European shrew) is the source of this 282-nucleotide messenger RNA. It is a transcript of the gene C11H10orf53, whose product is annotated as chromosome 11 C10orf53 homolog. The transcript is spliced from 3 exons. NCBI's taxonomy places the organism in Eukaryota, Metazoa, Chordata, Mammalia, Eulipotyphla, Soricidae. Bases 1 to 282 code for a protein of 93 amino acids. The record is from RefSeq and is a predicted model, not a curated record.